Molecule: messenger RNA, 939 nt
Organism: Pestalotiopsis fici W106-1
Lineage: Eukaryota; Fungi; Ascomycota; Sordariomycetes; Amphisphaeriales; Sporocadaceae
Exons: 7
Coding region: 1-939 (312 amino acids)
Source: RefSeq, a predicted model, not a curated record
AUGUUACGACUUCCAUACAUUACUGUGCUGAUGGCCCUGAUCCUAGUAUCAGAGGCACACUUCACGUUUGUCCGCAUAUCGGUAAAUGGCGAAUGGCAUGAACCGCUGCGAUUCAUUCGCAACAAAACCGCUCCAUUCACGGAGCCGUGGACGCCAAACACCAACCGGAAUGAGCGCAUCUAUAAUGAACCCACCUAUGCGACCGACCUUGCCGAGUCGACACGAUGUGGUCGCGAUAACAUGGCAUAUGCGGCCGCCACUGAAGUCCUUAGUCUUCGAGCUGGUGAUACGAUCGAGUUUGCUCAUACCCGAUUUGAUCCUGUGGCAUGGGUUGAUGCCAUGUGGUACGACUGCCCAAACGAGAGAGGAAGCUGCGCACCGAAUCGCGCCGAUCAAAUUAUGGACAUCAACCACCCGGGGCCAGUCAUGGCACACCUAUCGCGAGUACCCGAUGGCAUGGACGUAAGAGAGUACGACGGCGACGGCGACUGGCUCAAGAUUUACACCCUCGGGCUGGAGUGGAUGGUCAAUCAGACGGACCCGAUCCGCUGGCGCGCGUACAACAACGGAGGCUUGCCGGAGCGCUUCAUAUUCAAGAUUCCGGCUCAGACCCCGGCCGGGCAGUACCUGCUGCGCAUGGACGAGGUCAACACUGGGCUGGAAGAGCAUAACGCCGUGUUCAACUCCACGAGCCCCGCUCAAUUGUAUCCGUCUUGUGCACAGAUUCAAGUCGAGAGCGACUUUACCGAUCCACUGCCCCAGGGCAUCAAGAUCCCUGAAGCUUUACAACAUACAUCCCCGGGAAUGUCUUCCACUCUGAGCAUGUAUCGUUUUCAAAGCCUUGAUGCGGACUAUGUAUACCCUGGUGGCCCGUUGUGGGAUGGUGUGAACGUGGUGCAGGAUAAGCCCGUUGCACUCAACGCUUCAGAGACAUUAUGA